Molecule: messenger RNA, 1361 nt
Organism: Ambispora leptoticha
Lineage: Eukaryota; Fungi; Glomeromycota; Glomeromycetes; Archaeosporales; Ambisporaceae
Source: the annotation of a GenBank genome assembly
GUGAAGUUGGUCGAGUAUUUAAACCAUCAAGUCAACUUCGUGGCACAUAUAUACAAAAAGGAAAAGAAGCAGGACAUCGAGUUGAUAUUACAUUCGACACAAAUAUUCCAUCGUUAAAUCCUGAUCAAACUGGCGUAGUGAGCGAUAUCAAAUGCACCAAUAACAAACAAGGUGAUGACAUCAUCACUCUUACCAUAAAAGAUAGUGAUAACAUAAAAAUGGUGGAUAAUUGGCCAAGGGGAGAUUUGAUGCUAUUAAUUAGUCAUGAAUGGGAGUGCUUCGGUAACAAGACGACGCAAUUCUUUUUGGCUAAUAAUAAAACAAUUGAAGCAGACAAAUUAUUGGUGCACUUUACCACAAAACCAUGUGACGUAUUAAAAUGGUCAAAGUCAUUUUCAUUCGAUCUAUCAUGGGAAAAACCCACCACCUCGACAUCAUCGACAAAUGAUAAGAAUAAACAACGUCGUCGUCGUAAGCAUCGUCGAAAUCAUCGUCGUGGAUUGGCCAAGGUUUUCGACGAUAGCGGCGCGGUGAAUGUGGAUAAGUCGAAUACAAUUGAUCUUAGUAUGUUGUAUAAUGCAACGACGGGGAAAUCAUCGCAUCCAAAUAUUCCACUAAUUAAAACUGGACAAUCGAUCGGAAGCAAUGGAACGGGAACAGGAGAAUCUUUAGUUUGCGCUAAUUGUUAUGUUAAUGGACAGGCAGCGAUUUCAUUGCACAUUGAAGGAACUACUUUACCAAAUCCUCAAAUUACAAAUGCAACAAUCUCAAUGGAUGGUAAUUUGAAUUUCAAUUUCGAUCUUUCAAUCAACGGUGAAAUCGGUGUGACUCCCAGUACUCCUGAUAUCCAAAUAUUUGAGCUUCCAUUGAGCCCGUUGGGGGUUCCCAAUGUAUUUAAUAUUGGACCAUCUUUAAUAUUAGCCGCUUCCGCUCAAGUAUCAACUUCUGUCACGGGAACUGUUUACACCGGUGGAUCAAUUUCAUACCCCCAUUUUCACAUGAGCGCUUCUUUACUUGACGAUAAAAACCCAAACUUUCAACAAUUUGGAUUCGACGCGACAACAACACCAAAAGAUCCCUCAGUCGGUGUCACCGUAUCAACCGGAAUCGCUGGUUCAUUAAAACCGCAAAUCGCUCUAAGUGUUGAUAUCAUGAAUGGAUUAUUACAAGCUAAAACUGGAUUCCAAGUUAUUACUACUUUGGGUGCUGAUAUCACUGUGGGAUCUGAAUCUGGUUGUAAUAAUCCCAAACAGCCACACAUUGAAACCGCAUUAACUGGUGGAUUAGGUUUCUUUGUUCAGAGUUUCAAUUUACCUACUCUUAACUUCCCAAAGAAAGUUAUCGCAGAAACAUGUGUCUAA